Molecule: messenger RNA, 543 nt
Organism: Clonostachys rhizophaga
Lineage: Eukaryota; Fungi; Ascomycota; Sordariomycetes; Hypocreales; Bionectriaceae
Source: the annotation of a GenBank genome assembly
AUGCCUCGCAACGAAAUCCUCUGGUCGGAUGAGCAAAACCAGCGAGUAUGGACCGUCUACGACCAAGACAUGGGCAGCGAAUCGGAUCUCGAGCAGGACGAUGACGAAACCGCCAACAACGACGUUGCCAUCCUCCAGCUUCACGAGCACCGCUGGGAGGACAACCAGAUCCAGAUCCAGGUCGAGUGGGCGACCGGUGAGAAGACAUGGGAGGCGGAGGACACCAUCCACGCGCUCGACAAGAGAAUCUUGAUCCAGCAUUGGAACAGCCUUGGUGGGCGGCCACUCAAUCCCGCGCACCCCCACGAGCUCAACGUUUUCGCCAUCCUGGCUGUUCGUGCCGGCCGGCGACCUCAGCAGUUCCUGAUUGAGUGGACCGGCGUGGAGGAGCCGAGCUGGCAUCCUGUCGAGAUGAUUGUGGACGCCAGUGGUGAUGAGAUGUACUAUUAUGAGUGCCGUCUCAGGAGGGCGAGGGGCGGGCGAGGGUUGAGCGAUGAGACGAGUGAGGAGGAGGUGAGCGAGCCAGUCUCGGAAUCGGGAUGA